GUUUCUGUUUACCCGGCAUCAACCGAAGUCUGUCAUUAAUGCAAAUAAUCAUCGAUUUCUCACAUAAUUUAGUGGUUAAAUACAUCGAUAAUGUCCCAGGAAAAGAAGAAAAUUAGACAGAGACACGAGAAGAGGGAGACUGAAGAGAAAAUCAGUGAGAAAAAUGAACAAACUGAUCGAGUGGAACCGAAAUACGGCCCAAUACCGAGAUUUCCUUAUCAAAAAGUCUGGUCCCGGAGUAUUUUGAUCCUCGGUGUCUUGCUCAUCGUCUGGUACAACAGCACCCAGAGCAAAGAAGUGUCACUUGCUCGUCAGCGAGAGGUUUUGCUCAGUCGAACGCAAAAUUUCGACUGCCCGCAGGAUUACAAGGAGGAUCUCGAUAAAUUCCCCGAAUGUGUGCCUGAAAAAUGUGGGAGAAUUGUCACUGAUAAAUUAGUAUCCACGAGUGAAACCGAUGUUCUGUUAAAAAUUGCUGUCAAUGGGAUGAAUCUGGGAGGAUCUGCUGGUGGAGCUAGUAUUCUGGAUCUUCAUAGUGGAGCCCUGAGCAAGGGAGCUCAUUUCAUUAAUAUAUUUUCACUCGAGGAGGCCAGUAGAAUAUUCAAUCCACCAGAUUUUGCUAUCUAUAAAGUUGUAAAAACGAAAAUCCAUCACGCAAUUGCUCAUCACUUUGGGGUUGAUGUUGGAAAGAUUUAUCUCACUAAACCCACGUUUUUCUCGAGAAUGACUAAUGUGUCUGCUAAGACAAUCCACGAUGAAUACUGGCUGCCUCACGUUGACAGAGUAUCUUACGAACACUUCCAUUACACAUCUCUCCUGUACUUGAAUGAUUACGAGAGGGACUUCCAAGGUGGUCGAUUUAUUUUUAUCGACAAGAAUAAUGUGAACUCCACUGUGGAGCCACGGAAGGGACGACUUCUGAUGUUCACAUCGGGCUCUGAAAAUCUCCACGCAGUGGAACGAGUGACUUCUGGUACAAGAUAUGCCCUAACAGUGGCAUUCACCUGCAACAGCGAAGCUGCAAUAUCAGAUCCUACCUUUGGAAAAUCCGUUAAAAACCCCUGAAGUCAUUCCUCCAGUCGAUUUAAUUAGUAUUACUGGCAGCAUAAGGUGCUCGAGACGAAACCUCAGUAUUACCAUCCAAUAAUUGCAUUCUAAAUUCCAGAGGUACAAAUAGUCAUUCCAUUUGAUCUAAUUAUGUUUCUGUUUUAUUCUAUUUUUAUUUGUGGAAGAUCUGAACGCGUGAAACAUUGAAUGUUUUUUUCGAAUUUUGUCUUUUUCCAUUUUACAAGAUACCUCCUCCAUUCUCCUGUUUUUUUUUUAAUGUUGUCAGAUUUUAGGAGGGUACAGAAAUUAUAAGAAAUUUCACCUCAUAAUUAUUAAAACCAAUAUAUUUAUUGUCCAAACGAUAAUAGAAAAUAAAUAAAAACAAUGUCAUUUAGAAUAAUUUUUAUUACUUUCAAUACAACCUUACAGUAUUAGAUUAGCCAUAAUAUAUUGAUAAUUCCAAGUCUUGUUUUUUUGUUUUAAUUCCACUUACCGGGUAUGCAGUGCAUAUUAAUUACGUACCUAUGCACAUUAAUUUACUCAGUUGAAGUACACAUCAUUUACAAUAAUAAAAUGAUAAUGUGGAAUGCGUAUGAAAACCGUAGACGGAGCAGAAGAGGAAAAAAAUCAAAUUUGGUUUAUUCAAUGAUCGAAUUGGCUUCCUUCCUCAAAUAAUCAAUAAGAAAUAAAUAUGUUAAUUGCAUUUUUUAUUUAUUUAUCUACACUGGGUACCUAUUCAUACAACUUAAAAAUGCGAGCUCUGUCCACCAAGCUCUCAUUCAAAAACCGUAUAAAUAUUUUUGGUAU
Messenger RNA from Fopius arisanus, 1851 nucleotides. Its product is annotated as 2-oxoglutarate and iron-dependent oxygenase domain-containing protein 3. NCBI's taxonomy places the organism in Eukaryota, Metazoa, Arthropoda, Insecta, Hymenoptera, Braconidae. Gene Ontology annotation, cellular component: membrane. The transcript has 5 exons. Bases 91 to 1062 code for a protein of 323 amino acids. The record is from RefSeq and is a predicted model, not a curated record. Gene Ontology annotation, molecular function: L-ascorbic acid binding; iron ion binding; oxidoreductase activity, acting on paired donors, with incorporation or reduction of molecular oxygen.